AUGGCUGCAGCAACUCCAUACACCAUCUAUCGCGGUACAUUCGUUCAGCUUCCCCAGCUUGAUUCAAACUCGGCCAAGCCAAAGCUCGCUCGAACCCAAGGUGUCCUGUGGGUCUCUUCGGAGGAUGGUCGUAUUAAAGGAUAUGAUUGGCAAGUCAAAGAUGAUGCUAGCUUCCAAUCGUUCCUGUCUAGCCACGGCUGGACUGAGGCCGAUGUUACAAUUGUACAGUCAAACGAUGAUCAGAACGAGUUCUUCUUCCCCGGCUUCAUUGAUACCCACAUCCACGCGCCGCAGUACCCCAACCUGGGGUUAUUUGGAUCAAAGGGUCUGUUGGACUGGUUGAAUGAAUACACAUUCCCAGUUGAAGCUAGCUUCGGCUCCGAGUCGGACCCAGAGAACAAGGACACCGAUCCUAAAGAUACACCCCCAGAGGGCCUCCGCGUCUACGAUGAAGUCGUUUCCAAGACUCUUGCCCACGGCACAACUUGCGCAUCCUACUUCGCCACCAUCCACGUCCCGGCCACCAAUGCCCUGGCAGCCCUUUGCCACAAACACGGCCAGCGCGCCUUCGUCGGCCGUGUCUGCAUGGACAACCCCGACCAGUGCCCAUCUUAUUACAUUGAUCAGUCCGCCGAUGAUGGGCUGAAUGCAACAAUCAGGACCAUCGAUUAUAUCCAGAAGCUGGACCCGAACGGAACAUUGAUUAACCCGAUCGUCACCCCCAGAUUUGCGCCAAGCUGCUCACAGCACUCCCUCGAUAGCCUCGGCAAACUAGCAGCAUCCUAUAACCCGCCCCUGUGGAUCCAAACGCAUAUUUCCGAGAACACAGACGAGAUUGCACUCGUCCAGAAACUGUUCCCAGAGUCGUCCAGUUAUGCUGACGUGUACGACAAGGCUGGCCUACUUACCAACCGUACCAUCCUCGCACACGGUGUGCACCUCACCAAGGAAGAGAUGACUCUGAUCCGCGAGCGCGGCUCAAAGGUUUCGCACUGCCCAGCAUCGAACUCCGCCUUAGGCUCAGGACUUGCUCCUGUCCGCUUCAUGCUCGACCAAGGCGUCGCGGUCGGUCUGGGCACGGAUGUGGCUGGCGGGUACAGCGCCAGUAUUCUUGAGGUUGCCCGACAGGCGAGCCUGGUGUCCCGAGUGGUUCAAUAUAGUGCGGAGUACCAAGAGCUGACGGGCAACAAGACAUCGGAUGGAAGUGAGAAGCUUCUGGUCGAUGAUGUUCUCUAUCUAGCCACGCGUGGCGGUGCAGCAGUCGUCGAUAUGGUGGAUGACAUUGGUGGCUUCGAUAAGGGCAUGAUUUGGGAUGCGCAGCUGAUUGAGUUGGGUGCUGUUCUUCCAAACAACACGGCGAGCCCACUUGAUAUGGCUACUCUCGCUGGUCGAGGUGUCGAGACUGGCUCUGUGGGCAAUAUUGAUCUGUUUGGAAAUGAGACUUGGCAAGAACAGAUCGAGAAGUGGAUGUGGAGUGGUGAUGAUCGGAACGUGAAGAAUGUCUGGGUUCAGGGAAAGCUGGUCCACACCAGGGAUGAGUGA
Penicillium mononematosum is the source of this 1542-nucleotide messenger RNA. RefSeq lists its product as uncharacterized. The coding region runs from base 1 to 1542 and encodes 513 amino acids. Gene Ontology annotation, biological process: guanine metabolic process. Gene Ontology annotation, cellular component: cytosol. The record is from RefSeq and is a predicted model, not a curated record. The transcript has a single exon. Gene Ontology annotation, molecular function: zinc ion binding; guanine deaminase activity. NCBI's taxonomy places the organism in Eukaryota, Fungi, Ascomycota, Eurotiomycetes, Eurotiales, Aspergillaceae.